Messenger RNA from Coffea arabica (coffee), 534 nucleotides. Lineage: Eukaryota; Viridiplantae; Streptophyta; Magnoliopsida; Gentianales; Rubiaceae. The record is from RefSeq and is a predicted model, not a curated record.
AUGCAUGGUGAUGUUAUACGCGCUCCUCCUACAGAGUUGCAUAGUAUGGCUGCUUCGUGGCCAUGUUCAAUGUGGGGAAUGGAUGUGAUUGGAGCUAGUGAUUCUCCUGAUUCAAAUGGGCAUCAAUUUAUUCUGGUGGCAAUUGAAUAUUUCACUAAAUGGGUUAAGAUCGCAUCCUAUAAGCAUGUGACUAAGAAAGUGGUGUCAGAUUUUUUGAGAAAUAACAUUAUCUGUCGCUUUGGCGUACCCGAGACAUUGAUCACCGAUAAUACCAAGAACCUCAUAGAUGGGUUAUAUGAACAGUUUAAGAUCAGGCAUCGAAAUUCUGCCAUUUACAGGCCUCAGAUGAAUGGAGUCGUUGAAACCGCAAAUAAGAAUUUGAAAAAGAACAUUCAUAAGAUGACUGAAGCACACUGGGAUUGGCAUGAGAAACUGCCUUAUGCAUUGAUGGCGUACAGAACUACGGUCAGGACUUCUACCGGUGCAACUCCUUACUCUCUUAUGCAUGGAAUGGAAGUAGUAUUGCCUGCAUAA